GCCUCAUAAGAAGGAACGGCUCAAGAGAGGCACUGACUGAGGGAGUGAGUGAGAGACAGAGAGAGCAAGAGAAAGAGAGAGGUUGUGAGUGUGUGUGUGGGAGAUAGAGAGAGAGGGAGAGAGGGAGAGAGAGAGAGAAAGAGAGAGAGAGAGAGAGAGAGAGAGAGAGAGAGAGAGAGAGAGAGAGAGAGAGAGAGAGAGAGAGAGAGAGAGAGAGAGAGAGAGAGAGAGAGAGAGAGAGAGAGAGAGAGAGAGAGAGAGAGAGAGAGAGAGAGAGAGAGAGAGAGGGAGGGGGGCACAGCGAGGUGAGGGAAAAGAGAAAGUAAUGUUAGAAGCGAUGGCAGACGGAGCUGGCUGCUUCUAGACAUUUCUGCUUUUCUUAGGAGCUUUGGAAGGGACGACUACCUGUGGAGAUCAUGGGAAGCGAGAUCAUGGGAAUCCUGGAGCCCCGCAACCACUCGUCCAACGGGACGGGCCCGGAGGGCGGCUACACCGAGGUUCAGAUGGUCCUGCUGGGCAUCUUUAUGUCCCUGCUGGUCCUGGGCAUCGUCUUCGGCAACAUCCUGGUGAUCACGGCCAUCGCCCGCUUCCAGCGCCUGCAGAACGUCACCAACUGCUUCAUCACGUCGCUGGCGUGCGCCGACCUCAUCAUGGGCCUCGUCGUGGUGCCGUUCGGCGCCUGCUACAUCAUCUUCAACACGUGGCACUUUGGGAGCUUCUGGUGCGAGUUCUGGACGGCCACCGACGUGCUCUGCGUGACCGCCAGCAUCGAGACCCUGUGCGUCAUCGCACUCGACCGCUACUUGGCCAUCACCUCCCCCUUCCGCUACCAGUCCAUGCUGACCAAGUGCAAGGCCCGCAUCGUGGUGCUGCUCGUGUGGGUGAUAGCCGCCCUCAUCUCCUAUCUGCCCAUCCACAUGAAGUGGUGGGUGGAGAACAGCGACGUGGCCCGGGACUGCAUGAACAAAAGCAGCUGCUGCGACUUUAACACCAACACGGGCUACGCCAUCACCUCGUCCAUCGUCUCCUUCUACAUCCCCCUCUUCAUCAUGCUGUUCGUGUACAGCCGCGUCUUCCAGGAGGCCAAGCGGCAACUGAGGAAGAUCGACCAGAGCAUGGGUCGCUUCCAGAACAUGAGGAACAGCGACGCCGCCUCGCUGGAGAUCAACGUGGGCCGUGGCGGCAAGAAGACCAAGUUCUGCCUGAGGGACCAUAAGGCUUUGAAGACUCUGGGCAUCAUCAUGGGGAUCUUCACGCUGAGCUGGCUGCCCUUCUUCCUCCUCAACGUGGUGGGGGCCAUCUGGAAGGUGGACAACAUCGACCAAACGUUCAAGGUGCUCAACUGGAUCGGCUACGCAAACUCGGCGUUCAACCCGCUCAUAUAUUGCCGCAGCCCCGAGUUCCGGUACGCCUUCCAGGAGCUCCUCUGCAUGAAGAGCCGUUUCGCCCAACUGUCGAGCAAAGGUGGAUAUAUCUACACCGGACACAGCUGGCAGAGUGAGCAGCCCCCCCGGAACAAGGGUAGCUCGGAGGAGAACAGCGAUCCCGGGGACAGGAGCUCUGAGAAGGCAGAGGGGGUCUGCGAUGACCCUGGGAAAGGGACGGACCCCAACGGGAAUUGUGAGACAAACUCCCCCUCUGUCUUUUAACCCCCCGUGAUCUCAUGAGGACCUCACACGGAAGUUUACACUUUAGCCAUAUUUUAUUAUUUUUUCUUUCGAAUUGUCUGGUGAAGGUAAGACCGGUCAACUUGGUUGACAGUGUUAUCCCCUGGAGACUGGUCCAAGGAAAUGGUUGUUUGAGAUAUUUCCAGACGUAUGGGUGGAGUGUCAUUGGUUUAGGACACCAAAGAAUACAAUUGAGAUAGCUGGGACAGGGUUUUUUGAAAAACAAUGUUGAUUUUCCAUCUACCUCACUUUUCCUUUCUUUUCUCUUGCAUUCUUUUGUUGCACAGACAUACUUUACAUGGUCUCUAGCGUAGUGUUAGACUAGCACAGUGCCUUGGCAGUUUAUUGACAUUAAGUUGUUUUAUGCAUUCUAUAAAUCCUGAAAAAGCUGGCUCAAUUGGGAUCUGUAGACAUUCCUUUUAUCUCCCUUGGUGUUCGUGGCCAAACACACGUUAGAGGUGCAGUUUGUAGGAUUUAGUGGCAUCUAGCAGAAAGGAUUUUGGCAACAAUGGAAUAUAAUGUUCAAAAGUAAGAUUUAAUAAGUGUAGAAUCCAAUAAAAUUAAGAAUUGUGUAUUCAUUACCUUAAAAGUAGCCCUUUUUAUCUACAUUGGGAGCAAUAUUUCCUGCGUGGCAAUCUGCAACCUCACUGCUAGAAGUUCCUAUACACUGUACCUUUAACGUGUGAACCUUUUCCUUUCUAAGAGCAACAAAUACUAUCAUGAAUCAAUCGAUAAUAAUGCAUUAUUUAAAUUAUCAGCAUUGUUGAAUGCUCCUCACGGUGGGGCCUGGUAUCAUGAGGAGGACAUUGAGUUAGCCAUUUAGCGUUAGCACCACAUUGUGGAGUAAUUCCGUGCAAGGUCUCACUGACGUUUCUGUUUUUUUCUUUUACUUGUAGAUAUACAUUCCACAACUUCCUUCAAUUCAACAAUUUACCUUAUACAUGAAGAGCAAUGUCUGGCCGAGAGCCAGACAUUGCUCUCUUUCAAAAGCCCCCCCCCCCCCCCCCCCACACACACACACUUAUUACAAGCAUGCAUUGCCCACAGACACACACACACUCACAUUCACAAAUGGCAAAGGCCUCAGAAAUGACCAGAGUGCUGGCUGUGUAUGCUAAUGUUUAACAGCAUGUUGCAGAAGGGAGGUUUCUGAGACCAACAGAUAGCACUGAAGAUUGGGGCAUUCUCCAAAGCCUUAUCAGUGUCUGCAUGCUAAACACACACACACACACACGCGCACACACACACACACGCUGAGCAUGAGCAACAAGUAUGCCAUCGGCACCACUUUUCGACAGGAGUUUUAAUAAAAUAAUCAUAAUGAUCAUCAUGAAUCUAAUAGAUUUAACUCCUGUCCCAGUAGGAACUGCGUGUGAGUGCGGUGUGCUGGGUCGUUUCUCUUUGCCACUUAAAGUGUGUGGCUUUUUAUAGAUACAGCAAUGCUCCACUUUCGAAUCGUAUAGUCCCAUCUAUCACAUCUGCACUUAAACGUCCCAGUUGUUAGGGGAAGGGGCAUUUAAUAGUAAUUUAUUUGACACUGAUAUUGUUGUGCCUUGGAGAAACCCAUGAGUAUAAUUUAGUACUUUAAGUGCUUACCAACUUCACAUUUUCAUUUUACUACCACUGCUACUUUUUCUACUGGGAGAUACAUAAAAAAGGCAACCUUUUGCCCCCCUAAGCCUAAGCCCGGUUGUGUCACGUAAGUGUUUGUUGAUUGGAGGAUCUGGUUGCUGUGCUGUUUACCUUCCACUCUGUUUACAAAACCAGAAGCCAUUUCCUUCGUCAUGGUACAAUCUCCCGCACACACAACAACAAUAAACAGCGCUUAGAAAUAGCUGAGGCUGAUAGCGGGUAGAUCUGCGGGUUCCAGAGGGGUGGAGGUGGCGAGUGGUCUACCCAGCAGGCCCCCGUUGAGAUGCAAGGACGGCUUGGCAGUUUAUUUUCCCCGAAGUGCUCCCAACUGCUCGCUCACUGAUGUUUCCCAGAGUCCCCUUCCCCCCAUUCGCCCCCUACCCCCCGUCCCCGUCCCCCGUCCCCCCCCCGUCCCGUCCCGUUCCCCAUCCCCCCUUCCGCAACAACACCACCACUACCACUCCCACUCCCGCCCCCCAAAUGUAAACGGAUAUCCAGAACUUCGGGAAGUGUACCUUGCACUGAGUCUCGGAGGGAACUGCGAGACCGCUCCCGUGCUUUUCCAGCUGUGUCUGUCAGUUUCCCUUCCUCUGCUGUAAAAAACUGAAACCCCUCCCUUCCCAUUCUCUCUCUCCCCCCCCCCCCCCCCCUCUCUCUCUCUCUCUCGUUCACUAUCUCUCUCUCUCUCUCUCUCUCUCUCUCUCUCUCUCUCUCUCUCUCUCUCUCACUCUCUCUCUCUCUCUCUUGUUCUUUUUCUCUCUCUAUCUUUAUCUCUCUCUCUCUUGCGCUCUCUCUUGUUUCUGUCUAUGCUCUCUCGCUCUUUUCCCCUGUGUCAUCUGAAGUCCUCAUGAACUGCCUCGAGCCAGCCCAGCCCUUAGCCCAGUCAGCACCAGCCAACUCGUGAUGAUCUCCUCACCUCAGUGGAAGACUCGGAUGACAACAAUCUGUUGCCCUCCAUGCAUUGCAAUCUGUGAUCUUGCCACAGACAGAAGGCACACACGCACACACACACACACACAUAUGCAUGCACACAUAUGCACGCACACACACGCACGCACACAUUUAUCACAUGUUGUGAUAAGGCACGCAGCAUGCUAAAUUCUGUGAACCUGGGGUGGGGGGGGUGCAGGGAGCCACCAGACAGUCUCAACCCCCUUUAGUGACCUUUGAUAUGUAUAUAUCUAAAUAUCUUCAGGCUGUUUCUAUAGAGAUAUAUGUUGCAUGUGGCAUUGCCUGGUACCCUCAGAUGACAGGGGGAAAUGCUGUGAACUUUGUUCCUGUGAGGCGCUCUCUCUCACUCUAUCUCUCUCCCUGUACUGUAUCCCGGGCUCUGCUUGGCACCGUGGCCACAGACCCAGUCAAUAGACGUAAGCACAGCGUCAUCCUGCGUCAGCCACGGCCACUCGGAAAGUAGGGAAAAAGAAAAACACAAGCGCCUCAAUACGUUUGUGUAUUCAAUAUUAGUUUUUAGUUCUCUUCCCUUUUCACUCCAAUUAAAGUUAAUGUUGUUGUUGUUGUGGUUGUUGUUGUUGUUGUGGUUGUUGUUGUUGUGGUUGCUGUUGUUGUUGUUGCUGUUGUUGCUGUUGUUGUUGUUGCGCUGUACGGCCAAAUUGAAUGUCAUAAUUUAUUUUUUGUUCCUGUCUGUAUUUUCCAAUGUGCAGAAAAUUAGCACGACUAGUCCUGUCGAACCAGAAAUAAGGACUCAUGAUUACUGUUGAAGUCAUACUUUACUGUUGCAAUAUCAUCAGAUAUUGGUGAAGCUAAAUAUUUCUAGAUGUUACCACCGAUGUUUUUCUCUCUUUGUGUAUUGGUGGUGUGUUUCCGGGCCUUCUGUUGUACUAUUCCUCGCAAAAAAGUUUCAUGACAUUAAUUUAACUCCAAAGCCAAACGGGUUUGGGGCUAAUUCCGCCCUGUUCCCUCCUGGCUGUGGCCCCUUCUUGCACCUUGUACAUGUCAUGUGGCAGUUACCAUCCCCAUGAUGACUGCUCAAUGGCCCGGAGGCACACACAAUGGAUUUUCCCCCUGCGAUGAAGCUCUUCAUGAAGUUAUAACCCAGUGGGCACGGCCCCAGACACAUUCCAAGACCCAGCUCGAGCUGUUGAAGGACUAGCCGGUACUAAUGAGAUUACUCCGGAGAACGUAGCUUACAUGGGGACGGUAUGAGCUGCAGAACCAACUGAUUCACCUGUUUGCAUUGGCUUUAUUUGGAUUGUGCCCGUAUAAAUGUAUGGAUACGGUGUAUUUAUUGCCAGGGUAUAUUUGUUUCCAAAUGGAUGAUUAGUCGUUGUUAAUUUAAAUUGGAGGUGUGGAGAUGGAAAGUCAUCAUAAUGUUCAUGAAUGCAGUGGUUUUGGAAAAUAUGUCCUGAUCAUUGUAUGCAAUUAAAAAUUGUUGAUGACCAUUAUUUGAAAAGUUACACUGCAUGUAAACGGACGUGCUAUGAAGGUGAACUAAUGCUCCAGUAGAUUUGUUUAAAAAAAAUAACCUACCAGUGUGUGAACACGCUUUUUAGGACUAGUCAUAGGUAAAACGCUGUCAAACUAAUUGUUUACUAUCUUUUCAAGCUCUGUUCGCACAAGUUUCGUCAUUGUUGUCGCCAAGCCGAUGAUGUGUGUUACAGUGUGUGUGGUGUCAUGUGGUAUUUAUACAAUGCAAAUGUUCGGCAUUUGUCGUGGAAUAAUAAAUUAUUUACUUGUUGCAUGGAA
Gadus macrocephalus (Pacific cod) is the source of this 6002-nucleotide messenger RNA. It is a transcript of the gene adrb2a, whose product is annotated as adrenoceptor beta 2, surface a. The transcript has 2 exons. Gene Ontology annotation, cellular component: membrane. NCBI's taxonomy places the organism in Eukaryota, Metazoa, Chordata, Actinopteri, Gadiformes, Gadidae. The record is from RefSeq and is a predicted model, not a curated record. Gene Ontology annotation, biological process: adenylate cyclase-activating adrenergic receptor signaling pathway; negative regulation of smooth muscle contraction; norepinephrine-epinephrine-mediated vasodilation involved in regulation of systemic arterial blood pressure. Bases 417 to 1649 code for a protein of 410 amino acids. Gene Ontology annotation, molecular function: norepinephrine binding; beta2-adrenergic receptor activity.